GAGCCACACUCUGAGAACAGUCUCCCUGUCCAGUUCAGGAACAGGAUGGAGCCCAGACACUCAUGAGACCUUCUCCAUGGGGACCUGAGAGCAUCUAUCAUGAGCCUGAAAGCCAGAGCUGGCUCCCCAUGGAUGCCACGGGUCUCCAACUGGAUAGCAGGAACCUGUGGGAUCAGCUUGUGGAGCUGCUCUGCAAAAACCCAGAAUGGCUGAGUACCAAAGUGAAGUUCUUCCUCCCCAACAUGGACUUGGGGUCCAGGAGCGAAGCCCUAGAUCCUAUGCAGUACAUCAUUCUACAGCUCCAACAUCUGUGGGAACAAGGCUUGGCCGCCUGGCAGUCACUCAUUCACUGUGUGUGCAUGGAGCUGGAGGUGCCACUGGACCUGGAGGUGCUGCUGCUGAGUACUUGGGGCAACAAUGAAGGUACCUCCAGCCUACUGGAAGCUGAUAAGGAGAAACAGUCUGGUUUGCAGCACUACCAUGGCUUCUGCCUGUCCUACUGCAUCUUCCCAGGGGUCUCCCCUGGUGCCCCAGGAGGGUAUGAGACCCCACUCCUGGGCCAAAUCUAG
Ochotona princeps (American pika) is the source of this 569-nucleotide messenger RNA. RefSeq names its product protein NLRC5-like. The coding region runs from base 63 to 569 and encodes 168 amino acids. NCBI's taxonomy places the organism in Eukaryota, Metazoa, Chordata, Mammalia, Lagomorpha, Ochotonidae. The transcript has 4 exons. The record is from RefSeq and is a predicted model, not a curated record.